Molecule: messenger RNA, 1641 nt
Organism: Cajanus cajan (pigeon pea)
Lineage: Eukaryota; Viridiplantae; Streptophyta; Magnoliopsida; Fabales; Fabaceae
Biological process (GO): iron import into the mitochondrion
Cellular component (GO): mitochondrial membrane
Molecular function (GO): ferrous iron transmembrane transporter activity
Source: RefSeq, a predicted model, not a curated record
UGUUGGAAGGUGGAACCCUAAGAUGUAAAUUAAGUUAUGAAGCGCGUAGAGAUGCAAAGUCUGGGACGAAACCAUUGGCCUCCGUCUUAGACUUACCAAAACCCCUUAUCACAAAUCAAAAAUCACCACACUGAGUCACACCUUGAAAGAAAGUAACAACAGUUUCCGUUUCCGUUUCCGUUUGCGAUUCCACACCUUCCACGGAGCAAUAACUGAGAAUCCCCUAGUGGCUACUUCUUCUUCUUCGCCCUGCUUUCGUUUUUAAUUCAUUCAAUUUCCUUUUUCUUAUUCAAUAAUGGCCACCGACGCUAGGGCCAAGUUCCAGAACCCAGAAUUCCGCCCCGAUUUCCACGCCGACUUAACGGUCUCAGCUCACGACGGUCUCCACUUCUGGCAGUUUAUGAUCGCCGGAUCCGUCGCCGGCUGCGUCGAGCACAUGGCCAUGUUCCCCGUUGACACCGUCAAGACCCACAUGCAGGCCCUGGGCUCCUGCCCCGUCAAAUCCGUCACCGUCCGUCGGGCCCUAAGCUCUAUUCUCCAAUCCGAGGGCCCGUCCGCUCUCUACCGCGGCAUCGGUGCCAUGGGCCUCGGCGCCGGCCCGGCCCACGCCGUCUACUUCUCCGUCUACGAGACCUGCAAGCGCCGCUUCUCCGAUGGAAACCCUAACAACGCCGCCGCGCACGCCGCCUCCGGCGUCUGCGCCACCGUCGCCAGCGACGCUGUGUUCACGCCCAUGGACAUGGUCAAGCAGAGGCUGCAAUUGGGGAACAGCGGCUACAAGGGGGUGCUGGACUGUGUCCGGAGGGUCACCGCCGAGGAAGGGCUCAGGGCGUUCUACGCCUCUUACAGGACCACCGUGCUCAUGAACGCGCCGUUCACCGCCGUGCAUUUCGCCACCUAUGAGGCCGCCAAGCGCGGCCUCAACGAGGUCUCGCCGGGGAGCGGCGACGACGAGCGGUUGGUGGUGCACGCCACCGCCGGGGCUGCUGCUGGUGCUUUGGCUGCCGCGGUUACCACGCCGCUUGAUGUUGUGAAAACUCAAUUGCAGUGUCAGGGUGUUUGCGGUUGUGAUAGGUUCCAAAGUGGUUCAAUUGGGGAUGUUAUUAAAACAAUAGUGAAAAAAGAUGGAUACAGAGGGCUUAUGCGAGGGUGGAUUCCAAGGAUGCUCUUUCAUGCUCCUGCAGCUGCUAUUUGCUGGUCUACAUAUGAGGCCGGAAAGUCCUUUUUCCAAGAUUUCAAUCAGCAGAGAGACAUUGGCACUGUCACCUAAAUAACAGUUAGAAUAUUCAUCAUUCUUCGGUUCCUUUAUAGAUGAUUCUGUUGUCAAAAAAUGAUAAAUGCUACAAACGGGGGCUGAGCUAGCGAACCUUUUCAAGUUUUGGGUUCUAACCCCAAAUAAUAUACAGAACGCACCGGAUUAACCUACGAAUGGAGAACUUAUUAUCUUGUACACACAGUCAGUUUUAAUUAUGAUUUUUUCCCCUGGAUUAGCCUUUUGCUAGUUUCAUUUAGACAGAACAUAUUAUUCCAUGAAAACACCACAAGAAAUUUUUUCCUUAGUUUCAUGCAGCUGUAAGUUUUAAUUAUGUGAAAGAUUAUUUGAUAUUCUGAAAAUUAAGGGUUUUCAUUUGAUGUCAUAAA